GCGGUUCUCGCGAGAUCUGCGUGCUCCGCCGUGCCUGUGGCUGUAGCGUGUGCUGAUGAGCUCUGCGGGCCGGUUGGGCCAAGAUGCACUCCGAUGAUAUUGUCUGGGACACUCUUGGCAACAAGCAGUUCUGCUCGUUCAAGAUCAGGACAAAAACACAGAGCUUUUGCCGGAAUGAGUUUAAUAUAACUGGCCUGUGCAACCGUUCCUCCUGUCCCUUGGCAAACAGCCAAUAUGCUACCAUCAAGGAAGAGAAAGGACAGUGUUACCUUUACAUGAAGACAAUUGAACGGGCUGCUUUUCCCAAUCGGCUAUGGGAAAGGGUCCGACUGAGCAAGAAUUACGAAAAAGCGCUGGAGGAGAUUGAUGAGAACCUCAUCUACUGGCCUCGCUUCAUCCGGCACAAAUGCAAGCAGCGCUUCACGAAGAUCACACAGUACCUGAUCAGAAUCCGCAAGCUGACGCUCAAGAGACAGAGGAAACUUGUUCCAUUAAGUAAAAAGGUCGAACGGAGAGAGAAAAGGCGAGAGGAAAAAGCUCUGAUUGCUGCUCAGCUUGACAACGCCAUUGAAAAGGAAUUGCUGGAGAGACUCAAGCAAGAGACGUAUGGCGAUAUAUACAACUUCCCCAUCCAUGCUUUCGACAAAGCUCUGCAAAAACAGGAUGCUGAGAGUGAGACCGACUCAGAUACAGAGAAGAAUGAAGAGGAGGAGGAGGAUGCCAACAAGAGGGAGUUUGUGGAGGUAGAUGAGAGCGAUCUCAGUGAUUUUGAGGAAAUGGAGAAACUGGGAACAAGCAGUGAAGAGGAAGCAGAGGCUACAUCCAGUGAGGAGGAGAUGGAAGAGAGAGGCAGUGAGCCCAAGUCAAAGGGUAAAGCUCCGCUGAAGGGGCCAGUCAGGAGGAAACGGCCCUACAUCGAAAUAGAAUACGAGCAAGAAACAGAAUUGCUGUCGAAAUCAAAAGCAACGUGAUUCCUCUUGAGGGGAGAAAGCCAAAUCAGAGAACUGUACGGGGUGAGGGUAUGCCACUGUCUCCUCCUCUCAAGAUCUUUUCCAACUCAAGAGGCUACCAAUAGACCUUUCACUUGGAACUAAAACUAGGGCUGCAGAGCUAAUGGGCACUAAAAUGGGGAUUUUGAAAUGUUAUUUUUAUACUUGUUUUCUGCAUUGAUGUCCCUUUAUUCCUAAGGAAGCAGCAUCUAAAUAAAACCAUAUCCGCCUCAUG
Molecule: messenger RNA, 1224 nt
Organism: Eublepharis macularius
Lineage: Eukaryota; Metazoa; Chordata; Lepidosauria; Squamata; Eublepharidae
Gene: MAK16
Product: MAK16 homolog
Exons: 10
Coding region: 84-971 (295 amino acids)
Biological process (GO): maturation of LSU-rRNA; maturation of 5.8S rRNA
Cellular component (GO): preribosome, large subunit precursor; nucleolus
Source: RefSeq, a predicted model, not a curated record